AUGCCGCUCCUCGCUCAAAAAAAGCUGCCGGUCCCGACCCAGGAUCUUCUGUCGUGGAUUUUCGACGGAGCAGACUAUGACCCCAAUAAACCAAUCUAUAUCGAUACUUCAAACCCUUCACGAACACUGUCUCUCAACCAGGGGCUUGGCUUGGUUCGGAAGCUCGCGGCCGGGUUCCGAGCCGCCGGGCUCAAGAAGGGAGAAUGUGUCUGUGUCCACUCUUUCAACGAUAUCUAUUACCCGGUCCUUUUCCUAGGAAUCCUCGCCGCUGGGGGCACUUUCGCGGGGACGAACCCUUCCUACACGUCUUUCGAGCUGAAACACCAUCUCAAGACCGCGGGCGCAAAGUAUGUCGUCGCUGAACCUGAGUUGCUGGAUGCAAUCAAGGCCGCGUCUGAAGAUUGUGGCAUUCCCGACUCCAACUUCCGAAUCUUCAAUGUCAAAGGCCAAGCAGUGCCCCAGGGAUUUCAGUCCUGGGAGGAGCUCAUGGAGCAUGGAGAGCGAGACUGGGACCGAUUCGACAGCGAAGAGAUCGCCAGCACGACCCCGGCGGCGUUCCUGUUUAGUUCGGGAACCACCGGCCUGCCCAAAGCAGCUGUGGUAUCUCAUCAUAACCUCGUCGCACAGCACACUCUUGCAAUCGCGCCGGAUGUGGUGCCCUGGCAGGUCCGGCGGCUGUUGUACAUGCCCAUGUUCCACGCCGCGAUCGUGCCCGUCGGACACACCACCCCCUUCAAGGCCGGCCAUGAGACGUACGUGAUGCGGCGGUUCGAGAUGGAAGAGUUCCUGCACUCGAUCCAGGAAUUCAAAAUCACCGACCUGUCCAUCAGCCCGCCGGUCGUGGUCAUGGCUCUGGCGAGUCCACUGCUCAACCGCUACGACCUGACGUCGGUUAAAUGGUGCCGGUCCGGAUCCACGUCGUUGGGCAAAGUCCAUCAGCGCGAGUUCGAGAAGCACCUGGCUCCGGACGGCGUCUUCAAUCAAGUGUGGGGCAUGACGGAGACGACCUGUGUAGCAUCCCGGUUUUGGUAUCCCGAGAGUGACUCGACAGGGAGCAUUGGGCGGUUCAUCCCGAAUUUGGAUGUGAAACUAGUUGACGAACAAGGGAACGACAUCACCGCAAUGGGGGCAAAGGGCGAACUUUUAGUGAGAGGUCCUACCGUCAUAAGAGGCUACUACCAGAACCCUGCGGCCAACCGGGACGCAUUCGACGACGAGGGGUAUUUUAGGACCGGUGAUAUUAUUUCGUGCGGGAGAAUCGCGGACGACAACAACAGCAAUACAGGCCAGACCGACGAUGCGGGGACUGCCGACGAAACUGUGGACGAAACCCCAGCCACAGCCAAGUGGUACAUCCACGACCGGAAGAAAGAACUGAUCAAGGUGCGAGGGUUCCAGGUGUCGCCCGCCGAGCUGGAAAAGGUCAUCUUGCAGCAUCCUGCCAUUGCGGACGCGGCCGUCAUCGGGGUCAAGGUCUACCACGAUGCCGCACCAUCCUCCUCGUCCGUGUCAUCAAGCACUUCCGUCGAUAGUGGGAAGGACGGAGAGCACCCCCGUGCCUACGUGGUGCUGAAGCCGGGGAGAACCGCCACCGAGGCAGAUGUGAAAGAGUGGUGCGCUCGGCAUUUGGCCAAAUACAAGGCUUUGACCGGAGGAGUGAGAUUCAGUGACGCGCUGCCCAGAAAUGCAGGGGGGAAACUCUUGAAGGGUGUGUUGAGAGAACAGGCUGCCAAGGAAGCUCGAUCAAAAGGGCGUAACGAGCAAGAUGGUAGUUCGCCCAUCCGGGCCAAGCUUUGA
Fonsecaea erecta is the source of this 1797-nucleotide messenger RNA. RefSeq lists its product as hypothetical. The coding region runs from base 1 to 1797 and encodes 598 amino acids. Gene Ontology annotation, molecular function: CoA-ligase activity. The transcript is spliced from 5 exons. Gene Ontology annotation, biological process: secondary metabolic process. The record is from RefSeq and is a predicted model, not a curated record. Lineage: Eukaryota; Fungi; Ascomycota; Eurotiomycetes; Chaetothyriales; Herpotrichiellaceae.